Molecule: messenger RNA, 1318 nt
Organism: Ceratosolen solmsi marchali
Lineage: Eukaryota; Metazoa; Arthropoda; Insecta; Hymenoptera; Agaonidae
Product: dnaJ homolog subfamily C member 8
Exons: 6
Coding region: 175-954 (259 amino acids)
Cellular component (GO): nucleus
Source: RefSeq, a predicted model, not a curated record
GCCAAUCACAAUGAAGGAUUUUACGUUUUCGAUGCCUUCAUGCAGUUGUAGAAUCUUCCUAUGUUUUUUUCACCAUGAUUCCAUAUUAACUAUAAACUUUAGUAGCACUUUCGUGGAUUUCAGUUAAAUUCGGAUAGUCAGGUGUUUGUUAAGUUGUGAAUUGCCAAAGACAAGAUGGCAGCAUCUAAUUCGAGCUUACCCGUCGAACGAGCAGAAAAGAAAGAGGAUGAAUUUAAUGAGUUUUAUUCAGAGGUAAAAGAAAUCGAGAAGAGAGAUUCAGUUUUAACGCCCAAGCAACAAAUAGAUAGGUUGCUAAGACCAGGCUCAUCAUACUUUAAUUUAAAUCCUUUUGAAGUUUUACACAUUGAUCCAACAACAGAGAUAGAUGAAAUAAAAAAGAAAUAUAGACGUAUGUCAAUAUUGGUACAUCCAGACAAAAAUCAAGAUGAUUCUGAAAGAGCUCAACAGGCUUUUGAAAUUGUAAAUAAGGCAUGGAAGACUUUGGAAUGUGAGGAAACUAGAGCAAAAUGUAUGGAUGUUAUUGAAGAAGCAAAAGCAAGAACGGAUCAUAUGAUUGCAGAAAAGAAAAAAAAAAUCAGAAAAGAUGGAAAAGCUGGAAAUGAAGCAACAAUUUUAGAAGAGGAAACAAAAGAUGGAUAUCGACAUGCAGUAUGGGUAAUGACAAUGAAAUUAUUUGCAGACAUGGAACGAAGAAGGCGAGAGUUGGCUAUGCGAGAUGCUGAACAACGAAAAAGAAAGAUGGAAGAAGAAUUAUCAGCUGAAGCACAAGCUGCUCUUGAACGUGAGUGGCAAAAGAAUUUUGAAGAAUCCCGACAAUCCAGAGUUGAUAGUUGGAAAGCUUUCCAAUCUGGUUCUGGAGGACCAACAAAAAAGAAAAAAGAAAAAAAAUUUAAAUCAUUUAGGCCACCAAAGACAAAGGCAGAAUCUCGAUAAAUAAAAGCUCCAGUUAAUUUAGCAUUGAUUUAUAUCACGCCUGAAAAAGAAUUUGCUCAAACUAUCAAACAAGAAUACUUAUUCUUUUAACUACUCUUGUAAUGUACAAAAUAUAAAUUGUUGAAUAUAUUAUAUUUUGAAAUUUUUGGAGCAAUGAUUUUUUCAGUAUAUUUGUUGGCUUAAAGUAAAUAGUUGAUUUUAAAACUGCAUUUACUAUUAGUCACUCCCGAGAAAUUUCAAAUGUAAAUUAUGUAUCCAAAAGCAAAGUGAAUGUAGUUUUCAGGCGUGUUAAAGUUAAGUCUAUUGAACAUAAUGAAAAUUUAAGUAUCAUUUUCCUUUUGAUACUUUUAUAAUUGAAGAAAUA